Recurvomyces mirabilis is the source of this 1356-nucleotide messenger RNA. RefSeq lists its product as uncharacterized. The transcript has 3 exons. The record is from RefSeq and is a predicted model, not a curated record. Bases 1 to 1356 code for a protein of 451 amino acids. Lineage: Eukaryota; Fungi; Ascomycota; Dothideomycetes; Mycosphaerellales; Teratosphaeriaceae.
AUGCAUAUUCGUGCGAUUCACUACGGAUUAGCACUACCAUGGAGGAACUUCCCCUGCACAUCACUCUCUUCGUCAAAGCAUCUCCAUGCGUUCUUACUCUCCGCCGGACAGCAGGCAAGGUUCAUGAUGCUCAAGAUUAUUGUCAAUGCUCGAAAGCUGCUGCCGUGGGCUGUCGGAGCUUUCAUCAUUGUAUUCCUCAUAGGAGCUGGCUUCACUUCUGCAAGCACCCCGUUUCCGCCCCUUGGCAAGGCUCGGUCGCAUGCGCUCGCUGAAGAUGGCAAGCUGGGCAACAUCCAGAACGCUACUUUAGGGUUUGAGAAGAUCUUCGUCAUCAGUCUGCCUUCGCGCAGCGAUCAUCGAGACGCGGUAGUGUUGGCUUCACAUCUCACAUGUCUGGCCGUCGACAUUGUGGACGGUAUCACGCAUGUCGACGACAAGGCGCAGCCGCCAGGUGCCGAGAAAUUCACUACCACAGGCGCGCUUGGUGCCUGGAGAGCUCACAUGAAUACACUUCAAACGAUAGUAAAGCACAACACUACGAGUGCCCUUAUCAUGGAAGACGACACCGAUUGGGACAUCCGGAUCAAGUCUCAGAUGCAAAAUUUUGCUCGAGCUUCAAGACUUCUGCUGCAGCCAAUAUCCGGGACCGCUGCAACGUAUCUCGAUCCGACUAUCUUGCAUCCCGAAGAAGCCCUCAUACAGGGUGCCCAGACCUUCGACAUUGCGCACAGCGCUGUGCCACAGGCGACAAGCUCCCCCUAUGGCGAUGUGCACAGGUGGGAUCUGCUUUGGCUUGGCCACUGCGGCGCCAGCCUUCCACGAGCCGAGAAUCACCUCCCACUCGGUCGUGUAAGCAUCUCUGCUGACGAGACAGUGCCAGAGAAGCAACAUAUUGACCCACAGCUUGGUGAUCAACAGCUGAUACAACAGUACUCAGACCACACUCGGGUCGUAAGCCGAGCAUACAUGAACACGUGUUCGUUAGCGUAUGCAGUUUCGCUGCAAGGUGCUCGGCGGAUCCUGUACGAACUCGCGAUCCGCAAAAUCGACAAGGCUAUGGACCUGUCAUUGCAAGACAUGUGUGACGGUGUUAACGAUCGCCCGGGCCUUACUUGUCUAUCUGUGCUACCACAACUGUUUCAGCAGCAUCGGCCUAUUGCGCGAGAGUCAAGCUUCAGCGACAUUGACAAGCGUCAGGAUGGUGCUGAUAUGGCCGAGGAGAAGUACAAUAACAUUGCAUUCAGUCGGAACAUCAGGUGGAGCACACGAGGCAAUUUACGACAGCUUGUAUAUGGUGAUACCAACUACACCGACUUGUUCCCGGAUGGCAUGCCUAAGCCUGACCUCGUUGGCUGA